Messenger RNA from Symbiodinium sp. CCMP2592, 1452 nucleotides. The record is from the annotation of a GenBank genome assembly. NCBI's taxonomy places the organism in Eukaryota, Dinophyceae, Suessiales, Symbiodiniaceae.
AUGGCCAGACUUGCGGCGGAUGCGCAAGCUGACGGGCCAGUACUUCUAAGGCAAAUCCUCCGCUUCGUGGUGCCAGUUACGGCUGCCUAUGCCUUAGAAGGCGCAGCCACUGUGGUGCCAAUAUGGGCCGCCGCACAUGGUGGCAGCCCGGAUGAAGCGGAAGCAACGAUGCGAGUCGGCGCCGUAGGUUUGGGCAACACUGUGGUGGUGUGCGUGGCCAUUGUCAUCAAAUCAGGCUGGUCAGGCGCACAAGACACGCUGGUGUCGCAAGCCUACGGUGUGCAAGACCACCGGAAAGCCAGGGAGCACCUCAACUGUUGCCAGAUUUGGAUGCUGCUGUUGUCGGCAGCAUGCACGUUUCUGCUGCUACAGACGGAGGCGCUGCUUGUUUGGAUCAACUGUGCGAAUGAGGAGCUCGCUGCGGAGACGUUCAAGUAUGUACUCGCCUGUGUUCCUGGAGUUUGGCUGGAAUUUCAGUACGACUCAUUGAGGAAGUUCUUGAUGAACCAGCAGAUCCCGUCGCCAGGUCUGUGGGUGUUAUGUGCGGCCGUGCCAUGCCAUUUCAUCAUGUGCGUUCUGCUACUUGAAGGGACUUCCGUCGAUCCGCUCUUCGCAAUUGGGAUCGCCUUUUCCGUGAAGUCUGGGCUGUCUUUCCUGCUGUUGGCAGGCUAUUUGACAUGGCUACUGCCAACACCCAGCUGUGUGGGCUGGUGGAGGAUCUGGGAGUCAUCCGCGCUCACCUGGAAAGGACUGGCAUCCUAUGCAGUCAUUGGCGUGCCUAGCGUGGCCAUGUACGGCUUCGACUGGUGGGCCUACGAGAUCUUGACCUUGCUGGCCGGUGGCCUGCACAGCCAGACCCAGCUCGCAGCACAUGUCGCAGCAACAAGUGCUUCGGACUGGGCAUUCCUGAUGGUCAGGGGUGCUCCCAAAGCUGCAACUGCUUUGGUCGGGGCAGCUGUGGGCCGAAAGGACUUGGACGCAGUCUUCGUCGUGGUGCAGGCAUGCAUGAAGCUGACGAUCAUCAUGUGCGGUGUACUUGUGUCUGGUUGCUUGGUUUGGCGGCAUCAGUUGGCCCAUGCACUUCUCCCUGACGAAGCUUCAACUCAAGCAAUUUUUCUACGUUUACUUCCCUGCGUACUUCUGCAACUCUUGGCCGAUGGGGUCAACAGUUUGUGCAGCGGGGUCUUCGCUGGAUUGGGGCGGCAAGGAGCAGUAUCGGCAGGAUUGUUUGCGUUUCAAUGGGUGGUGCAGCUUCCUGGAGCUUGGCUGCUGGGGUUUCACUACGGUAUGGGAGCGCUUGGCUUGCAUGUCGCAUCCUGCGCCACCUCUAUCUUGAAUGUGAUCUACAAUGGUAUCCUUAUGAGGUACUGCUUGAAUGCUCUUCGGGCGCAGUGCGUGCCUGUGAAGGAGUACGCCAUGUUGAGGGUGAGCGCUCACGACCAUCAAGCGUGA